AACUAUCACAAACUCCUUCCAAAAAUAUAGCAAAGCCAGAGGACAGUACUUGCUUUGAUCGAACAAGAAGAUGAAGUCAGAGACUGUGACAUUACUCUUGGUAAAUCUAGCGAGCAUAAUGGAGAGAGCUGAUGAGAAGUUGCUGCCUGGGGUGUACAAGGAAGUAGGAGCAGCUCUCCACACUGACCCAACUGGUUUGGGCUCACUCACUUUUUUCCGAUCCAUAGUGCAGUCUUUGUGUUACCCACUUGCUGCUUACUUAGCUAGCAAUCACAACCGUGCCCAUGUCAUUGCUCUUGGUGCUUUCCUCUGGGCCGCAGCUACUUUCCUUGUUGCCAUCUCUUCCACCUUUUUCCAGGUUGCAGUCUCAAGAGGUUUAAAUGGAAUUGGACUUGCCAUUGUCAUACCUGCCAUUCAGUCUCUUGUUGCUGACUCAACUGAAGCUAGCAAUCGUGGUUUGGCUUUUGGAUUGUUACAACUAACAGGAAACCUUGGCUCCAUCUUUGGUGGGUUCUGUUCAGUACUUAUAGCCUCAAAAUCAGUAAUGGGCGUGGCUGGCUGGAGAAUUGCUUUCCAUAUGGUAGCAUUUAUAAGUGUCAUAGUUGGGAUAUUGGUCCGCCUCUUUGCGAAUGAUCCACGCUUUUCUAAGAGUGAUUGUGGUGCUAGAAAUCAAGUUAUUCAUAAACCUUUUUGGUCAAAUGUUAAAGAGCUGAUUCAGGAAGCAAAAUCGGUAAUAAGAAUCCCAUCUUUCCAGAUAAUUGUCGCACAAGGUGUCUCUGGUUCAAUCCCUGGAUCAGCCUUUUCAUUUGCCCCUAUGUGGUUGGAGCUUAUAGGUUUCUCCCAUGAAAAAACGGCAGUCCUUUGGACCAUACUAAUUAUUGGUGGUUCAUUUGGAUGUGUAUUUGGUGGAUGGAUGGGGGAUAACCUUGCAAAAUGCUUACCCAAUUCAGGAAGAAUUAUUCUGUCACAAAUAAGCUCAGCUUCGCUUGUUCCUACAGCUGCAUUUUUGCUGCUAGUAUUGCCCGAUGAUCCAUCCACUGCAUUUAUGCAUGGACUGGCCUUGUUCAUUCUGGGAUUUUUUGCAUCCUGGGAUGCUGCAGCAACUAACAAUCCAAUAUUUGCAGAAAUAGUCCCUGAGAAGUCCCGUACGAGCAUCUAUGCUUUGGAUCGAUCAUUUGAGACCAUACUAUCGUCAUUUGCUCCCACUGUAGUUGGGAUUUUGGCUCAGAACGUUUAUGGUUAUAAACCGAUUCCGAAAGGGUCAUCAACCUCUGCAGAGAUUGAAACAGAUAGACAGAAUGCUGCAUCACUUGCCAAGGCACUCUACACAGCAAUUGGCAUUCCAGCUGCAAUUUGUUGCUUCAUCUACUCCUUCCUCUACUGCACAUACCCAAGAGACCGUGAACAUGCAAGAAUGAUCUUAUUCACCAUGGAACUUAGUUAACGCCAAAAUAUUUCGCUGAAAAGUUUUCACCACAGAAUAAACUAUUUGUAAAUUUUUUUCAUGAUCACUGGCUAUUCUGCAUGAACUUCAGUGGCAAAUCAAGCCAUCCUCAUCACACUUCUAUAUUCUUCUUUGCAUCUUUAAGUUGUCAAUAAGAAGAUUUAGAAAUCAAAUUGCUCUCCUCAGCAAGGAAAGCCUGUUGGUGAGUAACAAGGUUCUUUCACUUCCAUUUUCUCCUCUUUUUUUCUUGACUAAUCUCUUACCUAUGAAGCACUUGGAUAAUAUUUUGACCCAAAAUAAGGUCCAGUAGGGAUGUUUGACUUUUGAUAGAGUCGGCAAGACCAUGUUGGAGCAAAACUGCACUGCUACAUGUCCAAUGUCUACACAAAAACUGAAGCUGCAUGUACUAACAUAAACAAGCCAGAGUAUUCAAGAAACCACAAUUGGCAGGGAAUUUUUAUCAAUAUGAGUAGCCGCAAGAGUUUUCUUCUUGCCUCAAAAUGAUCAACCACAUUGACAUAAAUUAUAGCUAGAAAAACUAGCCCAUGGUUAUUACACAUGGAUCCCUCACACUCAAGCAAGAAUGUCAUUUCUUUGAAGUAAGCAAAGUGAAAGUAUGAAAUGUUAAAGAAGGGCACUUCCCUAUGAAGUCAUCACUUCAACUACCAACUCCAAUUUCUUGAAGUGCAGAUAGCUCCACCAAACUUCAGGCAGCUUUCAGAUCAUUGUCAUUUCUUUUUCCACUAAAGAGCUUAGCUAGAUUAGGCAUUACCUUAUUUUUCUUCUAUAUAGUGAAAGAAUUAAGAUGUUGUGAGCCUGGUGAGGCAGAAUUCUGAAACUUGGCUCGCCUGGAUGGAGUAAAAUUGCCAUUACCUUUCAUAGAUUUUCUAUGUAAUUCUAGUUGCAAGUUUUCAGCUUCUGCAUUCUUCUUGCGUUUCUGUCUCCAGUUUUGUAAUUCUCCCUCAACUGUACACUUUUGCUGAAAGUGAUCUCUUUGUUUUGUAGGCCUCACAUUCUUCCUCCACCCUUACCUCUCUGAUCUCUCUCUGAGCUAAUUCUAUCUUCAUCAAUAUUUCUUUCUCACUGGCCUUUAGAGCUUCAAUCCAUACAUGUGCAGUAGCAACCUUUUUAUCAGCAGUUCCUUCAGCCCGAACUGCAUGCCCAGUUAGAUACUCAUUCAAACUUUGAAAUGCUAAUCUUGGAACUAUGCUGUCAUGGUCUUCUCAAUAAGAGUUCUCAGAUACUAAAGAGCUAAAGCUUCUGAUGAUUUAAUUACCUCAAGUUCUUGCAUGGCUGCCUCUAAUCUUUCCUCGGUUAAUUUUAUCUCAAACUCAGUCUUUUCAAUGUUUGCCUUAAUGGUUGCAGUUUUUGCUGUAUUAAGCUCCUUUUUUUUCUUUAGCCACACACACACAUGCACGAAAACUACUUUUCUUUCUUUGCAGCGUCUCUUCUGUCUUAAGCUGAUCAAGAGUUAGGAAUAGAUUGACUAAAUUGAUUUUGCCUUUUCCUUAGCUGCAGAUACAGCUUCCAACUUGGACUUGGCUCUGAGCAGCUUUGAAUUGUGAUUUUGAACGGUUAAAUCAGGAUUCACUUCUAUUUUCUUCAACCAAACUGUCUCUUUUGUGACACGCUUUAGUUUAUUUCUUAUAAUGUCCAUAGAGGACAAGAACUGAAAACCUUUUUCUCUGACCAGACAACUCUUUUUUUGCUGCUUCCAGUUCUGCUGUAAUUGACUGCAAUGAAGGUGAAGUAAUGAAGUUCCCAAUUCUUUACCUUUUCAAAACUACUACGGCUCAAGCUAUCAUUUCUUUGAACCUUUGCUUCCAUUUCUUUCCCUAAGCUUUAGCUCAUUUUGCAAAUUGCAACACAUGAACAUCAGACAUAGUGGCAGUCAAUUUCGCUUCAAGCUCUUUGAUCGGUGAGUCUCUUCAAAUAUCCUUCAUCUUCUGCUUGGUUUUCUCCCUUGAAGCUGAGAAUUUAGUGGUUUCCUUCACUCUUUGAGCUUUAUCUUUCCAAACUCUUUUGAAGCCUCAAUCCGUGCCAACUCAACAAGCACUUCUUCUUCAUUGGCACCCUCAAUCUAUUUUCUAAGGGCUUUAACAGAGUUCAAAUAAGACAACAUUUUUGAACUUGAGGCUUUAACUUCCUUCUCCAUCCUCGAUUUCUCUUCCCAAACAUAAGCCUUGUGAAGCUUAAGCUUACUCAAUUCAUGUUUCACAAAUUCCAACUCUCUCAUGACUUCUUCAUACUGAUAACUCUCAACAUUUUUGCUCUUGAAGAUGACUUAUUUAAGAAUUCAGAAGAAAAAGUUUCAUUAGAAAAUGCAAAUGGAUGAUAUUGUAUAGAAUUAAAUGUAAAUGGUAUGAUGAGGUUUUGACGGUUUUUGAAAAAUAACUGAGAAAUCCAUCCGGGGUUUCUUGAGUGAAGGACUACCUUCAAGAGCCUAUCUCCAUACAAAUAUACGGCUGUUUUAAGUGACCAAGUUCUUCUAUUAUCCAACUUUGCUCUAUCC
Quercus robur (English oak) is the source of this 3956-nucleotide messenger RNA. RefSeq lists its product as uncharacterized. Gene Ontology annotation, cellular component: membrane. The coding region runs from base 71 to 1444 and encodes 457 amino acids. Lineage: Eukaryota; Viridiplantae; Streptophyta; Magnoliopsida; Fagales; Fagaceae. Gene Ontology annotation, molecular function: transmembrane transporter activity. The record is from RefSeq and is a predicted model, not a curated record. The transcript is spliced from 5 exons. Gene Ontology annotation, biological process: transmembrane transport.